AUGGUGUUGCAAAAAAUGAGGGAGCAAGGAUGGGAUACUCUCUUAAACAAGGUAACUUCAUUUUGUGCUAAACAUGGUAUUGUUGUUCUCACUAUGGAUUCUCCUUAUGUUCCUCAAGGGAGAUCAAGACGUUUUGUUGAAGAAGCAACAAAUCAACAUCAUUUUCGGGUUGGAAUUUUUUUAAGAGUGAUUGAUUUGCAUCUUCAAGAACUUGAUGAUCGAUUUAAUGAGAGGAAUAUAGAGAUACUAAUAUGUUUGGCUUGUUUAAGUCCUAAAGAUAACUUCUCAUCCUUUGAUAAAGAUAAGGUACUUAAACUUGCCUCUUUUUAUCCCGAAGAAUUUUCAAGCUUUGAUUUGAUGACUCUUGAAUGUCAACUUGAUAUAUUCAUGGAGAACAUGCUAAAUGAUGAAAGAUUUCAAGGUGUAAAUGACCUUAAUUCUCUUUCUAUGAUGCUUUUUAAAACCAAUAAGCAUAAGAAUUUUCCUCUUAUUCAUUUGCUUAUCAAGUUGAUGUUGAUUCUUCCCGUUGCCACGGCAAGUGUUGAAAGAGUGUUUUCCGCAAUGACAUGUGUCAAAAAUAAGUUGCGAAAUAGCAUGGGUGAUCAACUUAUGAAUGAUUGUUUGGUCACUUUUAUUGAGAAGGAUGUCUUCUUACGAGUUGCUGAUGAAAAAAUUGUUGAUCGCUUCCAAAAUAUGAAGACUCGAAGAAUGAAAGUGUAA
Molecule: messenger RNA, 720 nt
Organism: Chenopodium quinoa (quinoa)
Lineage: Eukaryota; Viridiplantae; Streptophyta; Magnoliopsida; Caryophyllales; Amaranthaceae
Exons: 1
Coding region: 1-720 (239 amino acids)
Molecular function (GO): protein dimerization activity
Source: RefSeq, a predicted model, not a curated record